Messenger RNA from Vitrella brassicaformis, 3353 nucleotides. The record is from the annotation of a GenBank genome assembly. Lineage: Eukaryota; Vitrellaceae.
GUUGCGAAUUCUGCACUCAUUUCAGACGUGAGUGUCCUGGCGAGAUCGGCCUCCUCGAUAGAAGCGUCGGUUGAGAGAGAGGCCAUCGCUCACAGGAUUCUGCUCGACAGAUCUCUCCUUGCUUGUACGGAAGGAAUGGGUGACGAGAAUGCAUUUUGCCGUCAGUGAUGCAUGCCUGUGUGCUCUUCUCGUCAGCCGUGUGCGGGUGACGCCAUGGCGGCUUCGGCCUCAUCUUCCUCUGCUGCUAUUCCGCCUCACUCAGACGUCAGCCGAUACACAGAGAGGCACACAUACAAUCAUCAUUUGUCAGUGUAGACGUUUGUUUGUUUGCUUGUUUGUUUGUUUGUUUGUUUGUUUGUUUGCUUCAUCAGGUGACGCCACGGUCUGCGAGUAGUCGUUACCAGGAGGGCACCCGUGUGGUGCUGCUGUCGAGCACCAAGAGGGCUCCCACCGACGACUACGUGUGGGUCACGGCAAGAGUACAUCGCAUCGACCCACACGUGGUCUACGAGAAGGAGGGCACUCUGCGCGAGGGGACGGCGCUGUUCAUGAGGGAAGUGGGCGGCAUGCGAGAGGAGUUCAAAGUGGUGGUGCCGAACAACGAGACCAUGACGCUCACUCACACAAACCCACAGCCACCCGUGGUAGGCAAACACCUCAACAGAAAGAUCUAUGGACCCUGCUUGAUGCUUCUCUUCGCUUCCUGUCUGUCUAUCUGUUUGUCUGUGUGCAGCUGUGGGAUGUUAGCAAGAAGGUACACGCACACAAUCAGACAGCGACACACGACACACACAAACGAUGUCAGCCACUCUCAUGUUGCCGCCUUCCGGGUCCCUUGGUCACUUCUCUGCCUCAGGCACCUGUACGCUUUGGCGACGACCUUCUGGCGUCGUUGUGUAGCUUCAUGACCCCUCGCGAGCUGUCGGCCAUUCUCCCACAGCCCCGCGUUCAACAGCAGCCGCACAUCACCAUCAAACCUUCCACCGACGGAGGGGAAGAAGGCACCGGGUCCCCCAACAAGAAGUCUCGCAGGCAGAAGCCCAUACUCAGAGAAUCUGGCUGGUAAGUGCGCAGGUGGAUGACAAGAAGGCAUUGGUUGGAUGCCAAGAGCGAGCGGUGCACCCGCCUCUGCCUCCUCUGUGAUCUUUGCGUCAGCCGUCUUUCGUCCGUUGGCGGCCACGGCAGUGCUCCCUCACCCCUCUCGGCCAUCACAUCGUCUCCCGACCUGCCGUCGACCAAUGGCGGCCCGCUCUUUGCGGGUGCCGCCUUCGGAUCGUCCAAUGGCGAGACGACGGCAGCGUCGAAGGAGGAGCCGGCGGACGUGGAGCUGCCGGGUGUGCCAUCGGUAUCAUCUCUCUUUGGCGGCUUAUCUCUGUCCGGCACAUCAACGGGAGAGGGGGGCCUGUCGGACAGAGUUGCUGCAGCUGGGUCAUCAGGCGGCGGCCCCCCUUCGCUGUUCACAUUUGGCGCAGCCACAGCGGCAGCCAAACCACGGACCCGCGCCAAGCGCGUGAGUGCUGCCCGUCCGGCUGCCUCGACCUCCGCAGGCCCAGCAACCACCACCAUCCCAGCCCCAGUGGACCUCUUCGACGGCACCAUCCAGACACACGGUGGCAGCACCUUCGCACCUGCCAAAGCACCACCCACAGCACAGUCGACGACCACAGCCGCCAGCGGCCUAUUCGACAUCGGCAGGGCAUCUACGCGGGGAGGAGGUGGCAACCUGUUUGGUGGCGGGGCAGCGUCGGGUGGUGGCUCUCUGUUCGGUAGAGUCGGGUCGACGGGCAGCCGGCUCAGCGGCACCGGCACAAGAACGGGUCGCACAUUCGGGCAGACACCGGGGAGCGUGUUGGGCGGCAGCAUCUUUGGCAGCACUGGUGAGUGACGUGGAUGGAUGGAUGGAUGGCUGGACGGAUGGAUAAAUUGCGUGCUGGCUGCAUGUGUGUGGGUCGAUCAGGUGUCGCGGCGUCAUCUGUCGCCCGUCGAGCGUCGUUGUCGACUGGCGAGAGCCUGUCUGGCGGUGCGGCCUUCGGUCAGCAACCAUCCGGCGGCGCCGCACAGAGCAGCCCCUCCCUCAUCCACACGGCCGCCCUUCACCAGCAGACCCUCAUCGCUAUCGACUCUUCCACCGAUGCCGACCGUCAGUUCUGGGAGAGCAUGACGCCUGAGGAGGCCUUCCGGCUCGGCAGGCGACUCAUCAACCUCACAGCCGUCACCGUCGUGCAGCCACGCAGCGACCGGUUGUGGUGUCUGGACAACAUGAUAAGCGUCGUAGAGGGCCAUGCGGACGGGCGUCGCGAGGCGUGCGAGAAGGAGGGCCAGCACCACAUGGCGAAGGGAUCUCUGGAGACCAUCCACUUCACCACCACCACCAGCAGCACCAGCAGUGUGGAGCAGCACCGUCCCCCUAUCCCUCCUUCAUUCGCCGCCCCACGACCGACCCUCCAUGCGCUCAGGGCCAUCACAGGAGCCGUCCAACAGCACAGUGUGCUGGUCAACACGGGCUGGAAGAUGCCUCCACUCGAGUAUGUCGAUCAGGAGGGGUGGGAUGCCGACGAGCUGGGCCGAUUUAUCAGGUCGUCCUCCUCGCUGAAAGAGGUGGGGGGCUGUCGGUGGACCUGGGGGGAGUGGGCGACUUUCUUUGAGCACUUCCUUGAGGCACCUGCUGGGCAGCCAGGGCCGCUCAAGCACUUGCAAACCAUCGGAGAGAUCGAGUAUGACGAUAAUGAGGAGACACCAGAUCAAUACCGGCAGGGGGUCCGGCGGCUCUAGGUAGGCCAUGAACACACAAAGACGCCUCAACCGCCCCUAUCAUACGCACACACGAAUGGCGUCCAUCUCUCUCUGUUCCUUUCUAGGAUGUGCUCACGUCGCGCGGCUGCCGCAAGUCGCUCACAAGGCUCGACGUACGGAUUCCACAACUCACGGGCCACGACAGCCUCUCUGCCCUGCUCGCUGUCGACAACUUCAUCAACACGUGCUGCGUCUCGCCGGACGUGCCGCUCAACGUGCGGGUCUGGCGUCUGAGCAACUUCCAGCUGUCCGUCUUCUACGCUGACGCCCUUCCCUCUCGCCCAUCGCCCUUCAUCAAGACGGCCAUCCAGGAGGCGGCACGGCGGGCGAUGUACGUGACCUACACCCUCAGCCAGUAUGACAUCACCCACCCCAUCGACGAGCCCAGCCAGGCGGCCAUCGAGAUCGCAGAGAGCCUCACAUUCGACAGCGUGAGGGAGGUGACGGUCUCCAGCGCCCACGGCUUCGGCCCCCCUCCCGGCACACCCUCACACCCACCAUCAUCAACCACCUGCAGCCGUUCCCAGCGGCCAGAGAGCUGCAUGUCUUCAGCCGUCUAG